This is a messenger RNA of Miscanthus lutarioriparius, 468 nucleotides long. The record is from the annotation of a GenBank genome assembly. NCBI's taxonomy places the organism in Eukaryota, Viridiplantae, Streptophyta, Magnoliopsida, Poales, Poaceae.
AUGAAGCGCCCGAGGAAGGAGCAGGAGCCGGCGGGCGAGGUGUCGCUGGCGCUGUCGCUGAGCACUACGGACUCGACCACGACGUCGGACUCCACGGGGACCCCGUCGUCGGCGACGAAGCGAAGAGCGCGGCGGAGGGGCGCCGUGGCGCUCGGCGGCCACCGGACCAGCCACCUGCGGGGCCGCCACGGCCUCAAGCUCGGCGUCGGCGCCAGGGCACUCAACCAGCACAAGCAGGCCGCCGCCGUCGGCAACGGCAGCGGAGGAGACAAGCCGCCGCAGCAGCAGCAGCACGAGUGCCACAUCUGCGGGCUCGGCUUCGAGAUGGGGCAGGCGCUGGGCGGCCACAUGAGGAGGCACCGCGAGGAGAUGGGCGCCGCCGAGGCCGCCGACGCCUGGGUCUGGCGCACCGAGGCCCCGCGCGCCGCCGCCAUCGAUCCGCCCGUCUUGCUCGAGCUCUUCGCUUAG